CGCACGAGACUUUUGACACAGUCCCCAGCACGCGCGCAUUUGAGUCCAGAUCGCGGACUGUGCUGGAGGCGAGGAGGUAACGUUACAGUGAGACCAACUUCUGAUCCUGUAAUAUCUCAGAUUAUACUAAAAGGAAUAUGUAUACGUUACGAAUCGUGAUCUUUCUCGUAUGUGGUUUCGUGUUACUCAAGGUGUGCGGUGGCGCCUCUGUGGACAGGUAUGAGAGUGCCAAACCCAGAACAACAGUGGUCAACCUCUUUCACACCCUAGAGAAAAUAAACACAACAGAGCACCAGGUGGACAGUGGGACUAUUGUGGAUGAAGAUGACGAUUAUGAUGAAGACGGUUAUCUCUCUGAGGAUUAUGACUCUAACCAGCCAAGAGUGGCAUUUUCCACCAAACCCAAACAUCCAUCAGUGAUUCCCACUACUGAGAAGAAGACAAAAAAAGGAAAAAGGAAGGGCAAAGGAAAAGGCAAGGGAAGAAAGAAGAACCCCUGCCUGGAGGAAUACAAAGAUUUCUGCAUUCACGGAGUGUGUCAGCAUCUGAAGGAGUUGAACACUCAUUCUUGUGUUUGUAAAGCAGGAUACUCGGGAGAGAGAUGCCAUAUAUUUACCCUACCAGUUGGUAAGGAGGAACCGCGUUACAGCCGGACCACAGCUCUAGCGGUCAUAGCUGUGGUCCUAUCCCUCAUGUGUCUUGCAAUCAUCGCUAUUCUGCUGGCACUAAGGUACCACAAAAAAGGUGAUGCUGAUGUAGAAAGAGAAGAAAAGGUCAAACUUGAAGCAACGUCAGUACAGAAGUGAUAAGGGAAGAAAGGGCGAAGAAAGCCAAAAGGACAUGUGACCCAUGGAUAGAUAGCCCCCGUUCAAACUGAUCCUAUGCCCUUGAUGUCCUGCAGUCAUGGUGGCUGUCUAGACUGGCAUGAAGGAUGUUUUGAAUGCUGCUUCCAUGUGCAGUACAAUGUCCUUAUCAAUGUAUUCCCCUUGUGGAGAACAUACUGAGAGGACUGAGCCGAAUGAAUGUAUUGCGACUUUAAUCAAGUUGCUUUUUUGUUUGUUGCUUAUUUAUUUAUUUCAAAAAGGGUGUUUCUGGUUCCCUUUCCAAUGGUCUCUCCCAUUGCGUAUACAUGCUUAUGGGGGAAACUACUGUUUACUCUUGGUACUGAAGCCUGAUUUGUUCACGUUCGUGUACCUGCACAAACAAAUGGUGCUUCAACCCACCAAAAGGGGGGGAGCCAACUACUAUACAAGUCUGCUCAGAGUGCCAUUCGUCAAAAUGUUCUCCUUCAGCGACUCCUUGCUGGACUCUGAAGCAAGAAGCCGACGCCGAAGCUGACGCUAGAAGCCGGAGCUCAGCAGCUCGCCGUAGACCAGCCCCUGGCAGCGGAAGAUCGCUGAGCUCCUUCCCCUGCGGCCAUCCGGCAACUUAAAAGAGCAAAUUCUGAGCAAAUUUCAAAAGCAGAUAGGCACGGUGAGUGUGUCGCUUGACUGGGCUGCGCUCACCGGGACUGAUUACCCUAAUUGCGAGAGCUUCGCUCUCGGAUCGUCUUUUUCAACAGAGGCAGUCCUCCACAGCCUGCUUCCUCGUUUCUCCCCACCCAGGAGCCUCGGAGGAAGAAACAUCGGGGCA
Molecule: messenger RNA, 1632 nt
Organism: Sinocyclocheilus anshuiensis
Lineage: Eukaryota; Metazoa; Chordata; Actinopteri; Cypriniformes; Cyprinidae
Product: proheparin-binding EGF-like growth factor
Exons: 6
Coding region: 138-806 (222 amino acids)
Biological process (GO): epidermal growth factor receptor signaling pathway; positive regulation of cell population proliferation
Molecular function (GO): epidermal growth factor receptor binding; growth factor activity
Source: RefSeq, a predicted model, not a curated record